AUGAGAUCGGAAGUUCAUGCAUCAGAACGGAAACUGAACCCGCCUAGAUCGACCGUCUCCUCGCCUAGAGAGUUACUGUUGGAGAGCAUCAAGCAAGGGCAAGUCCACCUCAAGCCGUCCCCUGUCCACAGGACCAUUCUACCCCUUGUCAAGGCUAGUGCCGGACGGUAUCCUCUGUUUACAAAUUAUAAAAUGCCGUAA
This is a messenger RNA of Nezara viridula (southern green stink bug), 201 nucleotides long. Lineage: Eukaryota; Metazoa; Arthropoda; Insecta; Hemiptera; Pentatomidae. The record is from the annotation of a GenBank genome assembly.